Molecule: messenger RNA, 1218 nt
Organism: Vitrella brassicaformis
Lineage: Eukaryota; Vitrellaceae
Source: the annotation of a GenBank genome assembly
CACAUCAAAGAAAGCUGUCAUCGACUCGUCUCGUCCGCUCAUUCAUUCGACCUCCUGCAGGUAGUCCUUGACCUCGGCAGGCGUGAGGACUUUGAACUUCCUGUCCUCGCCCACGACGCCGAUCUCGAUGGCCUCCUCGUCCAUCACGCCGUCGAAACUCUCCUUGAGCGUCAGGAUCGCCGUGUGAAUGGCGUCCUCCAACUCCAUGUCGUCAUUGUACCUGAUGAGAUGAUGAGGGACAACACAGCACAGACAGGCCAGCCAGGCCGUUGUUGUGUGUUGCAAUGCAUGGGCGUGUCGAGCGAGUGGAUAGGUGGGUGGGUGUGUGGGUGGGGUGGCACUGCACUGACCGUUUCUCGAGGAAUGUCUUUGCGUUGAUGUAGUUCUUGCCGCAGGCCGUGGCCUUCCAGGGGAAGUAGGCCCCUGACGGGUCGACCUGGAACAGAUGCGGGCCCUCGUGGUCAUACCUACGUGACAUGACCACCAUACCAUGCACACACGCACAGACGAAGAGCGAAUGGUGGGAGGGAGGGAUGGGGGCACUGAUGUGUGACUGACUGACUGACUGACUGACUGACCCAGCGACGAGAAGUGAAAUUCCGAAGGGCCUGACGCCUCCCUCCUGGGUGUACUCCUGCAUGACCUCGGCGCAGUCCCGCGAUAUGAUGCCGAUGGGAAUCUCCUCCUCAUACCGCAAGUGAUACAACGACGCCUGCACACACACACACCAGACACAACAGAGUGAGUAUCCUCACUCACUCUCGAUCACCUCACAUGCACUCACUGCACUCACUGCUGUGCUGUGCUGAUCCACCCACCCUGUUUGUUACCUGUUUUCUGCCCCUGGAAACGAGCACACGGAAGUCUGGUCCCAUGCCUGAGAAGGUGCAUCCGACGUUGGUGAAGAGGGGCUCCACCUUGCGGAUGGUGCUCGUGUCGCACAGCUUGUCCUUGACCUUCUUGUCCACCGCUAUCACCACACCGUUCUUCGCCUUGACGCCCACCGACAGCGUCCCCGCCCCCACCGCAGCCAGGGCGUUCUCCACAGCCACAAGCUUGCCGCUCGGGGCGAAGGUCGUAAGGGAGAACGAGUAGUCGCUGUCACCCAUGAUGGCUCAACGGGACGAGGCAAUUAACGAUGCAAACACGCCUGUGACGUCUGCCGCUGUGCAGCAAGGCCUCGCAAGACGCUCGAGAUUCCAGAUCUCCCACAACGCC